Helobdella robusta is the source of this 507-nucleotide messenger RNA. RefSeq lists its product as hypothetical. The transcript is spliced from 3 exons. NCBI's taxonomy places the organism in Eukaryota, Metazoa, Annelida, Clitellata, Rhynchobdellida, Glossiphoniidae. Bases 1 to 507 code for a protein of 168 amino acids. The record is from RefSeq and is a predicted model, not a curated record.
AUGAGAGUGUUAGGUGUCACUCUCACCAGAUUAACAGAUUGUUUGUACAGCAAAGUUGUACAACCAUACUUAGCUGUACAAUCAUAUAAAUGUACAGCAUCCAUCGUACAACAUAAUUAUAUACCCUACAAGUGGCAAACAUCACCGGCUGACACACAAUCAAGUAAACAGUUCAUUCCUAAAAAGAGAUACAAAUACAUACAACCUAGAGGUCCGCACAGAAACAAAAGACUAAGCACGUGCAUAAUCUGCAAUAACGACGUUGUACUCAAACCGUUGCAUCCCCUGCCCACCUCAAAUCGAAUGAUUGUUGCUAUUGCGCUAAUGUACGCGAACACCAAACCAGGAAGAGCAGUGCCGAAGAGUGAAAAGAAGGAAAGAAUAGUCUUUGUUUGGACAGGCUGGACACGUGUUUCGUCCCCACCGGGCACUCAUCAGCAACCCGAAUGCCUAUCAGAAUCAUAUCGCAGUUUUUCUUUAUUUAGUCCCCACGAAUCACUUCGUUAG